This is a messenger RNA of Siniperca chuatsi (mandarin fish), 1357 nucleotides long. Its product is annotated as microfibril-associated glycoprotein 4-like. The transcript is spliced from 7 exons. NCBI's taxonomy places the organism in Eukaryota, Metazoa, Chordata, Actinopteri, Centrarchiformes, Sinipercidae. Bases 16 to 930 code for a protein of 304 amino acids. Gene Ontology annotation, biological process: elastic fiber assembly. The record is from RefSeq and is a predicted model, not a curated record.
CCCUGGAGGUUUGGGAUGAAAGACAAACACCCAGACACGAUCAUUGGUUUUUCUAAGAGGUGCGACUGGGUGACGACACCUUCUGUAGAUAUAAGGAGAAGCAGCAGUUCGUUUCCUCUGAAGGUGAAGCCACAAAGUCUCUUCAGUUCAGGUGAGUUCACACAGAGCAUCAGACAGAUUUUAUCCAUCAGCAGUUUCAGCAGAAAUCUGACAAUGAAGCUGGUAUCCGUCGUCCUCCUCCUCCUGGCUCCACUGUUGACCAGCUGCCAGAAGCCCGUCCUCCCAGUGGACUGCAGUGACAUCUAUCUCCAAGACAAGAGCCGACCCAGCGGAGAGUACACCAUCUACCCCGCUGGAGAAAAGUCUGCUGUCCAGGUGUACUGCGACUUGAAGUCAGAAGGAGGUCGGUGGACGGUGUUCCAGAGGAGGAUGGACGGCUCGGUGAACUUCUACAGGCCCUGGGAUCAAUACAAGAAGGGUUUCGGCUUCCCGUCUGGAGAGUACUGGCUCGGUCUUGACAACAUCCACUACCUGACACGCAACCGAAAAUCUGAGCUGCUGGUCGACAUGGAGGACUUCGAGGGGAAUAAAGUGUUUGCUCGGUACACUUCAUUCGCCAUUGAUUCAGAAGAUGCUGGAUAUCUGCUGCAUGUAUCUGGAUUCAUCAAUGGGGGGGCGGGAGACUCCUUGAGUUACCACAACGGACAGAAGUUCACCACCUUCGACAAAGACCAGGACUCCUGGACUGGCAACUGUGCCAGAAAACACCUGGGGGCGUUCUGGUACAAUGUAUGUCACGAAGCAAACCCCAAUGCGGUUUAUCGUUGGGGGGCUGACAAGACUCUCUAUGCUGUUGGGGUGGACUGGUACCGUUGGAAGGACCAUGACUACUCCCUGAAGGCCAUCAGCAUGAAGAUCCGUCCUGUGUAGUAAAUCUCCAGGACCAACGUACAGCAGAAUAUCAGCUGAUCUCUUGUGAUUUCUUUCUCUUUCUGUCAUUAAGCAUGUAAUCUCACUGUGGGCCGUAUGUUCCUGAAACUGGGUACAAGCACAAUCCACCAGCACAAGAAAACCAACUAAUAUUUGUUACAGCCAGUUGAAGGUAGACGGACGUCAGCAGCUGAAGUAAAUAUUUCCAUCUAAAAUAAAAGUCAGAGUUUGAUUGUGUGUGUGAGCAGCUGCUGGCUGUAAAGAGAAAUGAUUCUCUGCUGGUUAAGAUGUUGCCUUCAGUCCGCUGGCUGCAGCUAAACACACUCUCAGCUUUAAAGUCAAACUAAUUAGUUUCAACAUAACGUUUGGUGGAGGUCUGAAUCUUUAUCUGCUGCACGGUGACAAUAAAUGAGAAGCUGAGCAGAAA